This is a messenger RNA of Papilio polytes (common Mormon), 4154 nucleotides long. It is a transcript of the gene flz, whose product is annotated as mucin-5AC. Lineage: Eukaryota; Metazoa; Arthropoda; Insecta; Lepidoptera; Papilionidae. The transcript has 8 exons. The record is from RefSeq and is a predicted model, not a curated record. Gene Ontology annotation, molecular function: serine-type endopeptidase activity. Bases 251 to 3553 code for a protein of 1100 amino acids. Gene Ontology annotation, biological process: proteolysis.
AAGUUGGUCAGUCGGCUAGUGGGUUCAACAUCGCGGUACAAGACGCACGUAUCCAGACGGUGUAGUCGAAAUAAAAACUCGUUACGAGAAUUGAAAACGUUAAUUAAAAUGACGAGAAAACCGUUUCGGUGUCGCCAGUAAAUAUUAAAAAAUAUUCAUAAUUAAAAAUGUGAAAUGCUAUUAGGUCAGUAAAGGUGUUAAUUUACAUUUUUGGGUUUAAGAAAUUAUAGCGCGGGAAAUCGCUUUCAAGAUGACUGUCCAAAGGUGUCGAUUUGGAAAAUUAUCCCGUAGUGAUGUGAAACAAAUAUUAUUUGUUGUUGUGCUGUUGACGAUUUUGGACUAUUUGCCACUUAAGUGUCAUGGACAAGAUUUUGACAGAGAUGCAAGAAGACUCUUUGGCGGUUACAGAAUAACACCGACGUACUGUAAAGCAUCAAGAGCAGCCAGAUAUAACAGAGGGGACACAAUAUGCAUGUUCAACCACGAAUGUGGUCAAAGAGGAGGAGAGGUCGUAGGUGCUUGUAUGGAUGGAUUCCUCUUUGGAGCUUGUUGUCAACUCAAAUCAGAUAGUCAAUCUCAUAUUCCGAAAGGUCCCGGAGUAGUCGUUCCCGGAUACACGGAUUAUUCAGAAACAGAAAAUGAGGGUGAUGAAUACGAUAGUUUUGAGCAACUCGAUUCAUGGCAUAAUAGUUUUAAACCUGUAGUAACUCCAGGAUAUAGACCUAUAGAUAAAAAUGUUUAUACUUUUACAAUAUCAACUACGGAACCUAAUUAUAGUACCGAGAGUGAGAUAUUGUCUGAGGGACUAAGCCACAUUACUAAUACUUUACUAAAUACUCCGCCGAAAGAUAAUAACAUUGGUUAUAUUAAGCCCGGCAAACCAGAUAAUAUCUAUACGCAUAGUACGAUAAACCACGGCAUCCCUGAUACAAUACUUUUCCAUGAAGAUGGAUCAGAAGUAGAAGAUAUUGCAAGACCAUCUGAUUUCAACAUACAAAUCUCUUCAUUGCAAACAAAACCGACUGUAGCUCCCACCACGAGUUCACAAUCAACGCCAACGCUAACUAUUUCGACACACAGACCUAUGUAUAAACCAAUAUUUAGACCAAAACCAGUAAAUAAACCAACACAUGAUAAUCCUACUGAAAAUUACAUACAAGUACCAACAGUAACUAAAGAAACGCAAAAAACUGAAUUAUCUUCAAUAGAUAGCAUUAUUCAAAUGUUAAAUGAGAGUACACCUAGUAUGAAAGAAGAGCCAAGUUCAUAUGCGACCAUUGAUAUGAUGGAGACGAAAUCUUCGCCAAUUCCAUCAUCCACUCAAUCUUAUCAGAGUAGCUCUUAUCCGGUUCAUCAUGUUACUACUGGACAUUACGUAACGUUGAAACCAUCGUCUUAUCCCAACAAUGGGUACACUUCGGCGGCUCUUUCAUUCACACAAAGACCUGCCACGUUGACAAGUAAACCAUCUUAUACCAUAAUUUAUACAACACCCAAUAUAAUAUCAGAAGAAACUUUACCAGAAAAGGUUCCCCAACCAAAUUUCUCCUCACCUGAACCUAGUCAAUCUACUAGUCAAGCGAUUGAGGCAUUCAAUAAAUAUCCCAAUGACCCCAGUGAAUUUGGAAAUACCGUCACUACUUUUAGCUAUGUCAGUUCUACCACAACAAAACCAACCUCUACAACUAGAAAACCGCCAUCUACCAGUUACGUCACAGGUAUAAAACCCUCACGGAAACCAGUUACAGAUUCGUUAAACACUGUAUCUACCUACAACGUAGCUCAAGACACAUUCUCAAGUGCAACACCAACUGUCAUUCUUUUAAAUAAUCUAGAAACAAGCAAACCCAGCUCAUCUGGAAACGAAGAACCUGAAUUCGUUGAAAUAUCACAAGAACCUUAUAAAAAACCAGUCAAUCAAAUAACAGUAAACAACGUUAUUGAAUCUACUAAUAACAUUUAUGUAAAUAAGCCACCACAGAAGUUUGAUAAACCUGCAUCACCUACGGUGGUUAUAACUCCAAAACCGUCACCAAGUACUACACCGUAUCCAGUAAAGUCUUCCACGAAACCAGUAUCAGUUGCAACGUCGGACGUACCGAUUUUCGAUUCAUAUACAGAGUUGUACUCACCAACAACUUUGAGACCAGAAUUACAAACCUCUCCUGAUGAUUUAAUAAACUUCCCACCAGUGAGAAACCCUAUGCUCAAUGCUACUGGAUCGAAUGUAGUCAUUUACAACACGACCGUUGACAACGAUUUAGAUACUUUACAAGAACUAGAAUUUACUACACCUUCAUGGCAUGAAGAUGAUAAAUUGAAUGAAAAAAUGAAUCUCUUCGUAAACAAGAUUGUCGGAAGUCUUCAAGGCACAUUCCAAGAGCUCCACGAUAUCGUUAUACUUGAUAAGAAACCUAACGCAACUAUAAUCAAAGAUACCAAAACAACAACAACAAUAAGACCCACGCGUAGAACGCCAGCUACUACACGAAGACCUGUUGUUACGACCAAAAAACCUACACGAAUUACUACUACUAGAAAAACUCCGGUAAGAACGACUAAAAAGCCUACAAGGUUAACAACAGCCGUAAGAAGACCAACAACAACACCCACAAUCCCAACUACCACAAAGAAAACGGUAACGACCACCAAAAAGCCUAAGCCAACCAAAAAGGUGACGACCACAACUGUUACUCCCAGCACUACAACUGAACUUUACGAUGACAUAACGACUGAAAGUUACACGGAACAAGUGAUUAACUAUGAUGAUAGAAGCCUAUGCGGAGUACGACCGCUUGUAAAAUCUGGUCGAAUCGUUGGCGGGAAGAACGCUUCAUUCGGUGACUGGCCGUGGCAAGUGCUCAUCAGAGAGUCAUCCUGGUUAGGACUAUUCACAAAGAACAAAUGCGGUGGAGUGCUGAUCACCAAUCGUUUUGUAACCACUGCUGCUCAUUGUCAACCAGGCAGCUUCAUGGGGUCAUUGGUAGCAGUGUUCGGUGAGAACGAUAUAUCUACCAACUUGGAGCCGAGGAGACCAGUGGCGAAGAACGUAAGACGAGUGAUACCUCAUCCUAAAUACGACGCUGCGACAUUCGAAAACGACUUAGCCCUCCUCGAGUUGGAUACGCCGAUUAAAUACGAACCGCAUAUUGUGCCGAUAUGUAUGCCACCUGAUGAGGCUGAUUUUACGAACCGUAUGGCGACAGUCACGGGAUGGGGCAGGCUUAAAUACGGCGGUGGUGUUCCUGCUAUCCUUCAAGAAGUUCAGGUGCCAGUGAUGGAGAACAGUCAUUGCCAGUACAUGUUCCAGACAGCGGGACACUCUAAGAAAAUACUAGAUUCCUUUAUCUGCGCUGGAUAUUCUAACGGGAAGAAAGACUCCUGUGAGGGUGACAGCGGUGGUCCUUUGGUGGUGAAGAACGAUGAUGGAAGAUGGGUGUUAGUGGGCACGGUAUCUCACGGCAUCAAGUGCGCAGCGAGAUUUCUACCCGGCGUCUAUAUGAGAACUACCUAUUAUAAACCGUGGUUUAAAAGUAUAACAGGAGUGAAAUGAAUGCAUUAGAAGUGCUGGGAUAUAACCUAGAAAUGUCACUUUGAAUACCUUAAAAUCAAACUAAAUAAGCUCAACUUCUAAGAAUGCUCAAAAUUUUAAAUAAAAUAAUACAAUUUUAUUUACCAAAGUUUUGCAUAAAAAAUACAUAAAACACUCCUUUAAAAAAACUAUUUUCAGUACAAGAAUGUACAUAACAUUGAGUUAAUUAAUGUUAAUGCAUUAAAAACAUUAUAAGUAUCAAGCUUGAUUUAAAAGAGAAAAUUUGAAACAUAAGUCACAUUAAUUUUCUUACGUUGAAACUCAACGUGCUCUCUAAAUCAGAAUUCAAUAUAGUCAAAAAUAAUUGGAUAUUUUAGAAGACACAUAAAAGAUAAUAAUUAGUAUACGUUGUAUAAAAUAUUUGUUAGUUUUAAGCUUUGUACAUUAAAAGGCAUUUAUUUAUUUAAAUCUAGUUUGUAAAGUGAACAAUUGAACUGUUCUGCAUUGACAAAGUGACUACCUUUGUCCUUAUUGACUAUAUUUUAGUCGCUCAAUUUAUAUAAGUAGGAAAAAUAUUUAAUUUUAAAAUGACUGUUAUGCAUUUAAUAAAAAAUAAGAUCUA